CCCACUCAGCGAAAACUAGAGAAACAAGAAAAAUUUACCAGAAAAACAGAGGAAAGAAAACGGAGAGAAAAAACUGAAACGGAAAGAAAAUGGCGUUGUAUCUGGAUGAAGAAGAGAUAUGGAAAUGUCUAAAACACCCUUCGAAACGAAGGAAGAUCGGAGUUUGUCCAGUAUGCCUCCGUGAACGGCUCGCAACUCUCUGCCCUGACUGCGCUAACGUGCGCCCGUGUUCAUGUUACGCUACAACUUCCUCUUCGUCUUCAUCGGCAUCUUCAUCAUUCUCUCGAUUUUCUAUCACCGGUGACGGUGUCGGUGUGGUUGGUAAAGUUCACAACCUCAUCGACCGUGAGCCUUCGCUACGUAAGUCACGCUCGAUGGCAAUCCCGUUUCUCCGGUCGCGAUCAAGAUUCUCCGGCGGGAUUAAAGAAAUAGAUCAUGAUAACACAAAGGACUCGCCGGUGAUCAACGGAAGCCGUUCGGCGAGGUCGUUUUGGUCAAUGUUUAAGACGAGUAAUCGCAAUAGAGGAAGCGGAAGCGAAUCGGAGCGAGAUUGGGAGGCGAAGAAGACAUUGAUGGUGGAGCGUGACAUCGAUGUGAGUCGAACAGCGGUGAUGGCUAGGUCAAGGUCUGUGGCGGUUGCGUCGUCGGUUUCCGGUGACGGAGAAUUGAAACCGCGGUCGAAGGGAAAGGGAUGGUCGUUUCCGAGUCCGAUGAAGGUUUUCCGGCAACCGAAGGCUUCUAAAGUUGUUCAGGAACGUUCUCCGUUGUAUAGAGGUUGAAAAUUUUGUAGAUUAUCAGUAAUGAAUAUUGAAUACAACAACUUAAUAUUGACCCAAAAAUAUUAAUUUCUUUUUCUUUUUUUUCUCCAUUAUAUUGCUCUUGAUUAUCAUAUCUCCAAUCUCUAUUUUGAUUCUAGUGUUUUAUUUUUAACUGAAAAAUGUUGAAUUUACUGUACAAAUAUAAACAGUAACAAAAACGGUUAUUCAUAUUUGAGUUGUUAUGUUAUCAAUUUUGAUAUUAAUUAUUUUAAUAUUCCAUUAAUAUAGUAAUUAGAGAAAGCACCAACAGUUAAUUAGGGGCAUGAUUAGGCUGUACUGUGCUACUUGGUUUGGUUGUGAAAUGAUAACUGCAAUAUAAUUGGUGCUAAUGAUCGUUUUUUGAUAUGUAUGACCCCACUUAACAUGUGGUUCUAGUCUUAUUAAUCAUAGAGUGAUAACUAUCUAUGUUUCUUUCUUUCGCAUAUUAAGGAGAUUGUUAUGCUUAUGUUGGUCACUCGACCCUACUCUGUUUGGAUUAUCGGUGAAUAUAACACUGAUUUGUUGUUAUUAUGAUGAUUUUACUGUUAAUUCAAAUUGUUAAUGUUGAUUUAUGUAUGAUGUGACGAUAAAGGUUUCUAGGGGAUAGCAAAUUGCUUUGUUUUUUCUGUUAAUUAUUCAUAAUGUGAAAAGACAGGUACGUUAAUGUUUUCAUCAAAAUGGAUGAACUGGUUGGUUGUACUUGUACUUGAGCACAUGAGAAUGUGGAGGAAUAUUGUACUAAUGAUUGAACCCGUGUAUGUUUAUUUCCAGAAUCUGUAUAUCAUAAUUGGUUUAUUGUUUGUAACCAUAUGAGUAAAUUAUGUCUCACUGGAACUGAGGAAAAUUUAUUUGAAUCUU
This is a messenger RNA of Vicia villosa (hairy vetch), 1655 nucleotides long. RefSeq lists its product as uncharacterized. Lineage: Eukaryota; Viridiplantae; Streptophyta; Magnoliopsida; Fabales; Fabaceae. The coding region runs from base 90 to 779 and encodes 229 amino acids. The record is from RefSeq and is a predicted model, not a curated record. The transcript has a single exon.